This is a messenger RNA of Micromonas commoda, 1015 nucleotides long. RefSeq lists its product with no specific name. Bases 52 to 939 code for a protein of 295 amino acids. NCBI's taxonomy places the organism in Eukaryota, Viridiplantae, Chlorophyta, Mamiellophyceae, Mamiellales, Mamiellaceae. The transcript has a single exon. The record is from RefSeq and is a predicted model, not a curated record.
CGCACGGGCCUCAUCCCCGGCGCGUGUCUCUCGGGAACAGCGAAGCAUACGAUGGCGAUGACAGUCGGACACGCAUCCGCCGCGGUGCAGUGCGCCCCCGUCGUCGCGAAGGCGCGGGGCGCGCGCGUCUCCACCUCCUUCUCGUCGAGGAUGCCCCAGCCGAGGCCGAUUCUUCGGAUGACGCCGCGUGGAAACGAUCGGGCGGCCCGGCUGGUCGUCCGCGCCGAGGAGACGGUCGGGGAGAGGGUGAUGAACGCGGCCGGUUCGCCGGAGGAGGAAGCCGCGGGCCUGGCCUCCAUGCGCGCCGCGCUCGAGGCGAAGGGGGACUGCCCCCCCUGCGACGACCAGACCGCGCUCUGGUUCCUCCGCGACAGGAAGAUGGACGCGGAGGCUGCCGCGGAGAAGCUCGAGGACUUCCUCCGCUGGCGCGCGGAUCUCGGCGUCAUCACCGACGAGGACAUCAAGCCAUCGAUCGACGCCGGCGCCGCGUACGUCCACCCCCACCUCGACAAGGAGGGCCGCGCGGUGAUCGUCGUGGAGAUCGCCAAGCACAUCAUCAAGAACCGCGACCUGGAGGUGAGCAAGAAGCACGCAGUGCACGCCGUGGAGCAGUGCCUCAAGAUGAUGGAGGAUGCGCCCAACGGCAGCGGCAGCAUCUACGCCGUCUGGGACAUGCGGGACUUCUCGGGCGCCAACGCGGACCUGGACCUCGCCAAGUUUUGCAUCCUCGACGUCUUCCGCAAUUACUACCCCAAGCGCCUCAACCAGGUUGCGGCGAUUGACUCGCCGUGGGCGUUCAAGCCCGUGUGGGCCAUCCUGAAGCCCAUCAUCGGCAAGUACAGCAGCGUGGUGCAGUUCGUCAAGGCUGAGGACGUGCUGAAGAACUUCGAGCCGGGGAAGGAGCCGAAGUGUCUGACGACGGGCGCGGGUCGGGGGUGAGACAGGAGGGGUCUGAGGGUUUAUCUAAAAAGAGCAGAAGCUCGUGUUGAUAAAGUAUCGUAUUCGGUGAUGUGGU